Messenger RNA from Odontomachus brunneus, 4034 nucleotides. RefSeq names its product putative helicase MOV-10. The transcript is spliced from 11 exons. Gene Ontology annotation, molecular function: RNA binding; ATP hydrolysis activity; 5'-3' RNA helicase activity. Bases 347 to 2545 code for a protein of 732 amino acids. Lineage: Eukaryota; Metazoa; Arthropoda; Insecta; Hymenoptera; Formicidae. The record is from RefSeq and is a predicted model, not a curated record.
CGGCGUUCCGAUCCGUGCUCAAUGGGACGGCACUCUUACUCCAUCUAUUGUAGAUCGGAUCUACAAAUAAAAUGACGCUUACAAUGCAGCAUUCAAAAGAAACAUCGCCGUGAACUUUACGUUUAGAAUUUGUGAAUCCCCUAUUUGGUUUUCUAAUUCUAUCACAAUGUGACAUAUGCUCAGUAAGAAUGAUGUCAUCAAUAGAUUGUACCUUAUCGGCAUUUGUUUAAGUUUGGAAAUGAUAUAAAGUUAUAUAUAACGUUUAUUACUACGUGUAAUUAGAGUAAGUAACUAUUAAUUCACGUCCAUUUUAACACUUAUAUCAAGUGCAUUUAUUUCUAAAUAUAUGUUCAACAUGCUGGAACAUAAUAAGAAAUUAUCCUGCUGGAUAAUUAAAAAAGAUUCAGAUUAUACAACACAUCCAACAGUACCAAAGAUUAUGAUACCAAAAGUAAAAGUUCCAUCUGCUUUACACUUUGCACUAAAACAAGAACCAUAUUCGAUAAAGGAAGUUGAAAAGUGUAGAAACUAUAUAAAAUGCAUUAAAAGCUUGUCUAAUGUAAAAAAUAUAAGGCAAGAUGAAUAUUUCUUUGUAUUCAAGAUUUGUUUAUACUUGGAACAGUAUCAAUCAGAUCUAGAUUUGAGGUCGCUCAGGAAAGAUUAUGAUAUUGUACAAGUUACUUCAGAUCGUUUCAUCAUAAAUGUACCAUCUUUGGAUAGUCAAAAACCUAUAAUUGUAGCAGAAGACACUAUAACACUUCAUGAUGUAAUUGCAAAAAAAAAAUAUCCAGGAACAGUUAUAAGGGUAGAAGAAAAUAAUGUUACAAUACGACUGGAGGUUCCUAAUGCAAUUGAAAUGAAAAAGAAUAAAAAGUACAAUAUAAAAUUUUACGGUCAUUAUUGGCCAUUAAGAUGUUGUCACUAUGCAUUGUCAUUAGCAAGCAAAUUUAAUUUCAUUGAGAUAAUAUAUCCACAACAAGCAACAAACAAUAUAGAUUUAAAAUGCAAUAUAGAUUGGAUAAAUACUAACAUAGUAAAAAACAAGCAACAGAAGCAAGCAGUAAUAAGAAUCUUACAUAUGACAGCAAGUCCUGCACCUUACAUCAUUUUUGGCCCACCAGGCACUGGGAAAACAGCGACAUUAGUCGAGGCUAUAUGUCAAAUCGUGAAGCAAAAUUCUAGGAAUAACAUAUUGGUAUGCACGUCGUCCAAUGCAGCAGCUGAUGAAAUCACUCAGAGAUUAAUAAAAUAUCUUCCAACAGAAAUAAUAUAUCGAAUGUAUGCGCCAUCCAGACACUGGGAGGAUGUAAAGACAGAUAUACAAAAAUGCGCAAAUUUUGUUACUGGUGUACAUAACACUACCAUCUUCUUGCCGAAAGAGGUACUAGUGAUGAAGAAGAUUAUCAUUUCAACAUUAAUAACAUCUAUCAGAUUAGCUGCUGUGAGAUUGCGAGAAAAUCAUUUUUCUCACAUAAUUAUUGACGAAGCGAGUCAAAUAACUGAACCAGAGAUGCUGAUUCCAAUUACAUUAACAAAACAUUAUGAUGUAAAAGACAUAACCAAUUUCCAAUCACAAAUCGUUAUUGCAGGCGAUCAUUAUCAAUUGGGACCUGUCGUUCGUAGUAAAUUUGCGAUAAAUAUUCUUGGUAAAUCCAUGCUCGAAAGAUUAAUGACCGAUUGCGAUUUGUAUAAAAAGAAGAAUGGAAAGUACAAUCCUAAUUAUGUAACCAAAUUAGUUAAAAAUUAUCGAAGUCACAAGGAUAUUUUGCACGUGCCGAACACACAUUUUUAUGACGGAGAUUUGGAAUGUUGCAAACAGCCUGAUACACAGAUAGCACUGAACUGGGAGAAGUUGCCUGCUAAAAACUUUCCCAUAAUUUUUCAAGAAGUUCAAAGUGUAGAAGAACGAACUGAGACAAAAAGUGUUUAUAAUAAAGUUGAAGCACUUGUGGUAGUGCAAUACGUGAAGAUGCUGAUGAACGCUAAAUUCGGCAAACACAGAAUAAGCGCAAAAGACAUCGGAAUCGUAACGCCUUUCAAGAAACAGCAGAUGGAUAUUAUACAUAGAUUAGCGGUAAGAGGCUGGGAAGAUAUAUUUGUAGGAACAGUAGAGAUGUUUCAGGGACAAGAGCGAACUGUGAUAAUAAUAUCAACCGUACGAUCUAAGAUUUUUACGCACAAUGGUGUUGAGCACAUCGGGUUCUUAUCAAAUGAGAAAAGGUUUAAUGUCGCCGUGACACGUGCAAAGGCUCUUUUAAUAAUAGUGGGCAACUCGGAAAUUAUCUGUAAAAAUAAACAUUGGAAAGCACUAUGCGAAUACUGCAAAAAACACGGUGGUUAUGUACCUUUCAAUAAAUGUCCGUUAAACUCGGAUAUUUUGAAGAAAUAUGAAAUCAAGUCAAAUGACACUAACAAAGUGAAUACAGCUGUCAACCAGGUGUCCGUCACCGUUGAGACUGAUGUGAUGGGAAACGAGAAGAAGCUGGAAACCUUGACCAAUGUAUUAGUACGUAGCAUCGAGAAAAAAUUGACAUUGACUAAAUAAUGGCGGAUUUGUAUGACAUUGAGCGGUAAGCGACAUUCCUAAUUAGUUUUUAAGUUUUCACGGAAUAUUCUUAUCAAAAUGUUAUUUUUAAAUAUAAUAGUAUUCCUUUUUAGACUUAAAGAACGACAUACUUAAAACUUCUGGUUCCUCAUUAUGGUCAUCUUAAUUAAUGGACAGAAAUGAGAAAAUAUCCUAAAAAUUCUUGCAAAACACUUUGAAAUGAAAAGAUAUGUUCGUAAGAUAAUAUUUGUGAUUGACUGAACAUGUGUGUGAAGUGUGCUGAAAACUUUCUCUUCGAUAAUCAACAAAUAAUUGUAAAACUAACAUAACAAAAAUCAAGUAAUUAAAAGAUAAGUUAAUUUUAGGGAUGUUUUCUCAUUUCUAACAUCAUCAAUCAAGAUUGUCAUGAUGAAAAAUAAGAACCUUAAGAUUCUUGGAUACACACAUUGUCUAUUUCUUAAUGAUGUCAAAAGCGAGAAAACGUAUACUAAAAAUUCUUGCAAAAUAUGUCGGGAUAAAAAAAUGGUGUCACGUUUUAAUUUUAUAGUUAUUGAUUGUUAGAGCAAGAGGAAAGUGUUUGAAAUAUCUUAGAAGAGUGUUCUUAAUCAGUUGUAAAUUUUAUGGUUAUAUUUUUUUAUCUUAACGUCUUGCUUUUCGCAAGAAUUUUUAGCAUGCGUUUUCUCGCUGCUGGCGUUAUUAAAGAAGAAUUGGACAAUGCGCAUACCCAGCAGCCUUAAGAUACAGUUUUUUGUGCCUUUGACAGUAUCAGAGAGAAACCUGAGAGCGGCCACGCCAUAUGUUUUGGCCGAUAUCGAUUUUCACGCUGUUUGAUGCGCUAUCUACACCCAUUUUUGAGGUGGAACUACGUUCUUUACGUCCAUUUUCAAACGCUGCCGAUAAAGUCGAUUUGUUGCGUGUCCAUUCUACGCCUAUUUUCUGGUGAUUCAUGUCCGUGCUAAGCGCAUAAUUGCGUGAUUAAAAACAUGAACUGUCCAUGUCCAUUUUUUUAACCACGCAAUUAUGCAUUUAGCACGGACACGAAUCGCCAGAAAAUGGGCGUAGAGAACGUAGUUCACCUCAAAAAUGGGUGUAGAUGGCGCAUCGAACAGCGUGAAAAUCUGUGUCGGUCAAAGCGUAUAGCGUGGCCGCUCUCAGGUUUCUCUCCGACAGUAUUAAUCUUAGAGAUAAUGAGUUUAACGAUCUUUAGUUGUAAAGUUUAUUUUUUUUUAACUUAAUACAUAAUUUCCGAAUUGAUGUGAUAUAUAUAUAGUACAUUUGCAAUUUGUAAUAUUUUAUAUAAUUAAGUGACGUACAACUGAGUAAUUGUCACGUACGAUUUAUAUAUCAUGUAUUAUAUUAUCAUCUUGUAAUAUUUUAAAUUAUGUACCAUUUUGUUUUGUGCAAACUUGUUUUCUUACAGAUUCUAUAAAGCGUUUAUAAUUUAUAUUGUUAUUUCCAUAUUAAGUAGUAAAUUCUAAUUUUACUUUUA